AGAUUCUCAUCUUUGCUUCAUCGGACAUGAUACUUUUGAUUUCAGUUCUUGCAUCCAAGCUUUUUUCUUUUUCUGAUUGUCUCUAAUGGGCAAUUGCUUUGAUUCUUCCGCAAAAGUAGAUAGCAGAGAAAGUCCUUGUCGUGGUUUAUCAAGAAUCUCUGCCAAAAGAAGUCAAUCGUCUCGGUUUUCAAGCUUAACCAUACAAUCACCAUCUUACAACGACGACAGAAGUUUGGCGUCUCUUCAAACGCCGAGAAGUGAAGGAGAGCUCUUAGCAUCUCCCACGCUAAAGGCGUUUACAUUUAACGAGCUAAAGACAGCCACUAGGAAUUUCAGACCCGAUAGUGUUAUUGGUGAAGGCGGUUUUGGUUAUGUCUACAAAGGAUGGAUCGAUGAACGCACUUUAUCGCCUUCAAAACCGGGGUCAGGCAUGGUCGUUGCUGUCAAAAAACUUAAUGAAGACGGGUUUCAAGGACACAGGCAGUGGUUGGAAUUCAAUGCAAAGCUUUCUGAUUUUGGAUUGGCGAAAGUAGGACCAACUGGAGACAGAACACACGUAUCAACCCAAGUGAUGGGAACUCAAGGCUAUGCAGCACCUGAAUACGUUGCCACUGGUCGGAUAACGGCCAAAAGCGACGUCUACAGCUUCGGUGUGGUCUUGCUCGAGUUACUGUCGGGACGUCCGUCCAUAGACAAAUCGAAAGUAGGAGUGGAACGAAAUCUGGUUGAUUGGUCAAGACCUUACUUAGGAGACAAAAGGAAAGUGUUUAGGAUAAUGGACACAAAGCUUGGGGGACAAUAUCCUCACAAAGGAGCUUGUUUGGCUGCUAAUACUGCGUUGCAAUGUCUUAAUCAAGAACCUAAGUUGAGGCCAAAGAUGUAUGAUGUGUUAUCUACUCUUGAAGAGUUGGAGAUGACGUUGAAGUCGGGUUCUACUUCAAACUCGGUCAUGACAUUGACAUCUUCUUCCUCUUCUUUGACGGCGAAACAGAGAGUUAGAGCUCCGGUUGCUGAUGCGGUGUUGUCUACUAGAAGAUGUCGACGUGUUCGAAAAAUGCUGAAACUUCCAAGUCCAAAAUGUGCCACCAGUGUCAACGGACCGACAGAGGAAGUGUCGUGGAAUGUAAGCAUUGCAGGAAGAAGCUUUAUUGCAUCGCAUGCUUACGAAUUGGGGAUGGAGAUUGAAGAGGUGAAGCCCCAAGCCACUAAUUGUUUACCUGAUGAAAGACUACACUGCGACAUUUGCAAGACCCCAAUCUUUGAUAUUCAUAGGAGUUGCUCUAGUUGUUCGUCUGAUAUCUGUCUUACAUGUUGCCUCGAGAUCCGUAAUGAAAAGCUUCAGGCAUGUCAAGAGGAUGUAUCUUGGAAUUAUUAUAUUAACAGAGGUUUAGAGUAUGCACAUGGAGAAAAGGGAAAGUUAAAACGUAUACUUCCAAUUGACUGGGCGUCUGAUUUGGUCAAGGAAGUAGAAAAUGCUGCUGAAGCUAACAAGCUUUUGGAUUUACCUGAAACGGUUAUGGAGCGAUGCCCUUGUGUUACCUCUCAUGGAUACAUUGAUAAAGCCAACAAUAAACGGUUAAAGGCUGCCUGUCGAGAAGGUUCAGAAGACAAUUAUCUAUAUUGUCCAAGUGUAAGAGAUGUUCAACAAGAUGAUUUGAAUCAUUUUCAGCAUCACUGGAUAAACUUCACCGAGCAUGGAAUACGUCCUGAAGUUAAUGUUGUUGAUUGUCUAGACAUCUCUGAGGGAACAAUUCAUCCUCGUGAAUUCUUUACUGGUUAUACAGAAGGCCGUUAUGAUUGCAAGGAUUGGCCACAAGUUCUGAAACUGAAAGAUCAGCUUCUUGCUAAGUCCUUCAAAGAUAACUCGCCACGCCAUUGGGAGGAGUUCUUAUGCAGUUUGCCUUUGAAGCAGUAUACUCACCCAGGUUAUGGACCUUUGAAUCUCGCUGUAAAAUUUCCCGAAAGUUGCUUGGAGCCGGACAUGGGGCCAAAUACUCACCCAGGUUAUGGACCUUAUGGAUUUGCUGAAGAAUUUGGUCGUGGAGAUUCUGUCACUAAGCUGCACUGCGACUUCUCUGAUGUGGUGAAUGUUUUAAUGCACAUAUGUGAAGUGCCCAUCAAAAACAAGAACACAAUGAAAAGAAUAGAAAAACUGAAAGAGCAGCAUGCUGAACAAGAUCUCAGGGAGCUGUUUUGUUCAGAAGUUAAACAAUGAGGUUCUUGAACAAACUAGUGAAGAAGUCGAAUAUUUUGAAACUGAUGAAGGGGCUCUUUGGGACAUUUUCCGUAGAGAAGAUGUUCCAAAAUUAGAAAAGUGCCUCGAGAAACAUCACAAGGAGUUCAGACAUAUGUACUGUUGCCCCUUAACUCAGGACUCAGUGGAUUUGAGCAAUUGAGGUCAUUGUAGCUCUCUUGUUUCUUGCAGUCUUGCAUAAAGAUAGGGCAUGGGUUUGUCUCACCUGAAAAUGUGAGUGAGUGUUUACGCUUAUCAAAUGAAUAUGGUCUACUUCC
This is a messenger RNA of Arabidopsis arenosa, 2511 nucleotides long. The record is from the annotation of a GenBank genome assembly. Lineage: Eukaryota; Viridiplantae; Streptophyta; Magnoliopsida; Brassicales; Brassicaceae.